This is a messenger RNA of Humulus lupulus (European hop), 2230 nucleotides long. RefSeq names its product histone-lysine N-methyltransferase, H3 lysine-9 specific SUVH6-like. The transcript has a single exon. Gene Ontology annotation, cellular component: nucleus. Gene Ontology annotation, molecular function: histone methyltransferase activity; zinc ion binding; protein binding. NCBI's taxonomy places the organism in Eukaryota, Viridiplantae, Streptophyta, Magnoliopsida, Rosales, Cannabaceae. The record is from RefSeq and is a predicted model, not a curated record. Bases 160 to 2112 code for a protein of 650 amino acids.
UUUCUAGAUAUCGUUACCUAUAAAUGUAGAUGUGUUCUACAUCUAGUUUGCCUAUUUCACUCUGUUGUGCAUUUGUCAAUGUUAGUACUAGACUCCCAAUAAUGUUGUACUUAAUACAUUGUUUGGUUUAGCAUAGGUGUUUUCAUAACCUGCUUGAUAAUGGUCAUCACAAACUCAGAAAUGAAAAGGAGAAAUGACUUUCCGCAAAACUUAAAGCGCCGAAAAGUUGAUGUUGUGCGAGAUUUUCCUGACGGCUGUGGAUCCCUUGCUUCUUCAACGUGCCAGAGCAAAUUUGAAGAGGGUGACAAUGCAAAGCAUAUACAAAAUGCUGCUGCUGUCAAAAAGGUGGAAUCAAUAUCUGUGCCUGGUAUGAGAAAAUGGUCACAUAUUAAGCGUGAUUUUCCAACUCGUGGAACUUUUGUUUCCCAUGACCCUUUCCCUUCCCUUGCCCAAAGUAGUGAAUCAAACAAUUCGAAUUUACCAGUUGAGAACAAACUUUCAGGAGCCUGUAUUAACUAUGAUGCAGAUGCUUUUGGAAUGUGCACGACACUAAUUAGGAAGGAGCAGCUUAAUGAUGACAGUGAGAAUCAGAAAUGUAAUAACUUGGUUAUGGAUGAAGAAGCUAUAGACAGCUGCAAGAAAGUGAAGGAGGCUUUAGAUAUGUACCAUAAGAUACUAAGCAAGUUAUUGCAUAACUCAAAUGGGAAGAAAAUGCAAUCAAAAUUUGCAGGAAGUACUUAUUUCAUUGCAGCAAAGAUGCUUUUUAAGCAAGAGAAGUGGGUUAAGUUUGUUAAGCAAACAGGGCCUAUUCCAGGGGUUCAAGUGGGUGAUAAGUUUCAACGUAGAGCUGAACUCAAAGUUGUCGGCCUUCACAAUCAUUUCAUUCGCGGUAUUGAUUACAUGAAGAAUGAUGGGAAGCUCUUGGCAACAAGUGUCGUUGAUUCCCAUCGUUAUGAAAAUGACAAUAUAUCUUCUGGUGUUUUGAUAUACUCUGGGGAAGGUGGAAAUCCAUUGAUUGGUGUAAAAAAGAAACUAGUUGAUCAAAAAUAUGAGCAAGGGAAUCUUGCAUUAAUGAAUUGCAAGGAAUCAAAGGCGCUUGUAAGAGUGAUUCGUCACUUUAAAAUUUCAAGGAAAUCUAGUCAUAUUGGUUUGAGUGGUAAGAGGUUGUCCAAUACCAUGUAUGUGUAUGAUGGUCUGUACAUUGUCGAUGAGUAUUGGCAAGAAAGAGGAAAGUUUGGUAAGCUUGUCUUUAAAUUCAGGUUGAAAAGAGCUUUGCAACAACCGAAGCUGAAUUUUCAAGAGCUAAGGCUAAUGGGCAAUUCAAAGUGCUCAAAAAUCAAGAAGGAUGUUGUGCGUAUGAAUGACAUAUCUCAAGGAAAAGAGAAGGUUCCUAUUCGACUUAAGAAUACAGUAGAUGAAGAGAAGCUCCCAUCUUUUGAUUACAUUACAAGUAUCAUCUAUCCCAAGUAUAUUGAACCUGUUUCGUCAAAUUAUUGCUCCUGUGUUGAUGGAUGCGGAGACUUGGAGAAAUGUAAUUGCAUCCUUAAAAAUGGUGGGGAAUGGCCAUAUAACUCUAAGGGCUGUAAUGUCACAUCCAACUCCAUCAUUUAUGAGUGCGGCCCUUGUUGUAAGUGCUCUGAUUCUUGUACCAGUAGGUUAACUCAAAAUGGUAUCUUUCUCCAGUUGGAAGUUUUCAAGACGGGGGCAUAUAGGUGGGGUGUUAGGUCAAGAUCUUACAUUUCGAAGGGAAGUUUUUUGUGCGAGUACAUUGGUGAAGUUCUUCAUGAUAAGGAAAUUCAGAACAGGAUCAACAAUUUGUAUAGUAAACGUUCAUGUGAAGGUGGCAGUGUGUGUUUACUUACCUAUUCACAAGUGAGUUCAUUUCCUACAGACAGCUUCACAAUUGAUGCUACAUUGCAUGGAAAUGUUGCUAGAUUUAUUAAUCAUAGUAACUCUCCUAAUCUUCGAGCCCAAUAUGUUCUAUAUGAUCAUUCUGAUGUGAAAGUGCCGCAUGUGAUGCUAUUUGCGAACAAGGAUGUACCGCCAUUGCAGGAGCUGACUUAUGACUAUAGUAGCACACUAAACAAAUUUGGUUUGGUUUUUAAAAGGUAGAAUUUAGGCAGAAAGGUGAUUCUCUUCUUCUUCCUUUUUUCAUGUAAAAAUGUCGUUCUACCUGUUUUUAUGUAGGAAGUAGAAAGUUCUAGCAAAAAAAAUGUAGAAAUUAGAAGUU